This is a messenger RNA of Brugia malayi, 2190 nucleotides long. RefSeq lists its product as uncharacterized. Lineage: Eukaryota; Metazoa; Nematoda; Chromadorea; Rhabditida; Onchocercidae. The record is from RefSeq and is a predicted model, not a curated record. The transcript is spliced from 4 exons. Bases 1 to 2190 code for a protein of 729 amino acids.
AUGAUUCAGUAUAAAGGAUUAAGCAGUAGUGCUAUUAUCAUUUUAUUAUACAUUAUUAUAUAUUCUAUUAUUAUUGCUAUACAUACGUUAUUAUACGUAGACGUAGCGCAAACGGAACAAACAGAACCGUUGGAUUUAUCAAUAUCAAAAGUGAAAGAGGAAGGAAAUAAAUCGCAAGGCUUAUCAGUGAAAAGAGUGAGUGAUGAACGAAUUAAACCGCGACGACUUGUUCCAAUCGAAACACUGACGGAAGUAAUUGAACCAGAAAAAGAAAGCACAGGAAAGAAACGGCGUUGUGAUAUAUGUCAAAAGGAAAUAACACAUAUGAAAAAACAUGUGAUGACUCAUACUGGUAAAAAGCCGUAUAGUUGUCCAGUAUGCAAGAGAAAUUUCACUCAAUUCGGGCAUAAUCAAAAACAUAUGAUGACUCAUACUGGUGAAAAGCUGUACAGUUGUUCGAUAUGCAAAAAGAAUUUCAGUCGGUCCGACAGUAUGAAAGCACAUAUGGUGAUUCAUACCGGUGAAAAGCCUUACUGUUGUUCGAUAUGCAAAAAGAAUUUCAGUCGAUCCGACAGUAUGAAAGCACAUAUGGUGAUUCAUACCGGUGAGAAGCCGUACAGUUGUUCCAUAUGCAAAAAGAAUUUCGGUGAUCUCUGUAAUAUGAAAAGGCAUAUGACGACUCAUACUGGUGAAAAGCCGUACAGUUGUUCCAUAUGCAAAAAGAAUUUCACUCAGUCCAGCAGUAUGAAAGCACAUAUGGUGGUUCAUACUGGUGAGAAGUCGUACAGUUGUUCCAUAUGCAAAAAGAAUUUCACUCAGUCCAGCAGUAUGAAAGCACAUAUGGUGGUUCAUACUGGUGAGAAGCCGUACAGUUGUUCCAUAUGCAAAAAGAAUUUCGGUGAUCUCUGUAAUAUGAAAAGGCAUAUGACGACUCAUACUGGUGAAAAGCCGUACAGUUGUUCCAUAUGCAAAAAGAAUUUCACUCAGUCCAGCAGUAUGAAAGCACAUAUGGUGGUUCAUACUGGUGAGAAGUCGUACAGUUGUUCCAUAUGCAAAAAGAAUUUCACUCAGUCCAGCAGUAUGAAAGCACAUAUGGUGGUUCAUACUGGUGAGAAGCCUUACAGUUGUUCCAUAUGCAAAAAGAAUUUCACUCAGUCCAGCAGUAUGAAAGCACAUAUGGUGGUUCAUACUGGUGAAAAGCCGUACAGUUGUUCGAUGUGCAAAAAGAAUUUCACUCGGUCUGACAGUAUGAAAAAACAUAUGAUGAUUCAUACUGGUGAAAAACCGUAUAGUUGUCCGAUAUGCAGGAAAGGUUUCAUGCAUAAACACCAUUUGCAGACUCACAUGGUAGCGCAAACGGAACAAACAGAACCGUUGGAUUUAUCAAUAUCAAAAGUGAAAGAGGAAGGAAAUAAAUCGCAAGGCUUAUCAGUGAAAAGAGUGAGUGAUGAACGAAUUAAACCGCGACGACUUGUUCCAAUCGAAACACUGACGGAAGUAAUUGAACCAGAAAAAGAAAGCACAGGAAAGAAACGGCGUUGUGAUAUAUGUCAAAAGGAAAUAACACAUAUGAAAAAACAUGUGAUGACUCAUACCGGUGAAAAGCCGUAUAGUUGUCCAGUAUGCAAGAGAAAUUUCACUCAAUUCGGGCAUAAUCAAAAACAUAUGAUGACUCAUACUGGUGAAAAGCUGUACAGUUGUUCGAUAUGCAAAAAGAAUUUCAGUCGGUCCGACAGUAUGAAAGUACAUAUGGUGAUUCAUACCGGUGAAAAGCCUUACUGUUGUUCGAUAUGCAAAAAGAAUUUCAGUCGAUCCGACAGUAUGAAAGCACAUAUGGUGAUUCAUACCGGUGAGAAGCCGUACAGUUGUUCGAUAUGCAAAAAGAAUUUCACUCAGUCCAGCAGUAUGAAAGCACAUAUGGUGGUUCAUACCGGUGAGAAGCCGUACAGUUGUUCGAUAUGCAAAAAGAAUUUCGGUGAUCUCCAUAAUAUGAAAAGACAUAUGACGACUCAUGCUGGUGAAAAGCCGUACAGUUGUUCGAUAUGCAGAAAAGACGGAGAUGUCUCUGGCGAAAGCGAUAUAAUUCAGAAUAUUGCACAAUUUGACUGUUUCAAAGUAGAUACGACAAUUCAACUGAAACAUAAAAAUAUCACAUACGUAUGGAAAGCUUUAUUGGUUGCAUGUGGCUAG